CCCAACCCAAUUUCUGCAUGAGCAAAUGCGCUGGACGCCAUGGAGAUCAGUGUAGGUCUCGCUGCCGGCUUGAUUGCCAUCGCAGUUGCUGUGCUUCAAGUUCUUGUUCCCAAUACUCUCACAGUCCUUCUUGUCUCGACCCUAUCCAACGAACACAAUGCUGUAACAUGGUCGGCCAUUGCGCACUCAUUGUCGAACUCCCUAUGGCCCUCACUCCUGAGAUCCGAUAUGGCGACAUCUCAAGGCAUACCCAGAAGAAUCAACCUUGUCACAUGGCUGCGACCACUCAGUCUUGCUUUAAUUGCCGCAGCGGCCUUCGUUACCCCGAUCGGUCUCUAUGAAGCGCUAGUACUAUCAGACUCCCAGGAAGUGGUAACCUUUUCAGAUAUUGUCGAUUCAGGAACAAUUGGGUUCGGGACACCACCCAGGUCUGAGCUUGGCUUCUCGCGACAGUGUUGGGGAAUAAAGCCAUUGCAAUGUCCUGGUACCGAAAACGUCCUUACGGACAACUCUGAUGCCAACGGCAUCAAUGUCACAAUCUCGGACGAUGGCUACGACAGAAGAAUCCCCAAAGUCCUCGCGCAACUCUACCAAAGCGGUCUACAACAGCAAUCCCGCAGUAUGUCAAGCUACUUUGACAUCCAGGCGCGACAGUAUCAAUUCCAGAAUCAAUAUAGCCCCAAUAAUGACUCCUUCCUGGUCGACAGCUUUCGCCCGAUGGGUUCGAUGAUACUCGACGACUCCGUCUCUUUGGUUGACGGAUUGAUUGUCGACAUGCACCAAGGAGGUGUCGGCUUUCGGAAACAUACAGUUCCAGCAGGAUUACACUAUGGUGCUGAGUGGGACGAAGAUAUUCUCUUCAUCAAGCCCGAGACAGUCUGCGUUGACAUGAACAUGACAAUCGAGGUCCAGAUCCCAGAGAUCGUCAAUAGCUACAACGGCUCUGCCCCUAGCGCCUACCUUGUCGACCAAGGCGGAUGGGCCAAGAUGAAUAUCACCAAUCCCUAUCUAGAUCCAUGGUUCGAAGACAUGCAGACAGCCUUGCUUAACGACGGCAACCCUAGCUUACAGGGAAGAGCCUAUAGGGCAGGUUGGUGGACCAACGUGCAAAACAUGUACUUCUUCAAUAUAUCCAAACCUAACACCAACAGAACUGCGUACCUGAAUUCACGAGUCGGACAACGCUUUCCCAUCAACACCACCUACGGUGUCUCCACCAAGGAUGAGCUCCUGUUCACGAGCUUCGCCAGCCUCUUCACCGGCAUUCCUAGCGGCUUCGAUUGGGGCAAUGGCACGCUGGAAGUGUACAACACCUCGUUCGGCCCCCAGUACUGGAGUAACCCGUGGAACAUCACAAGCGAGAACUACACGGACAUCGGCACUCUUUGCACCGGCGCCCUGACCGGGGACUUGGCCAACAUGACGAACCUAGACGUGAAGUGCUCUCUUAUGCUCGGCCCAUCACGACGCCUGGACGGGACACAAAGCACUGUCUUCUCCCCAGGGUCAUGGUGGACCCGCCAAAUAUACUCAUGCGCCAGCGCGUCCAAGGCCUCCAUCAAGUCCGUCCAUUUCAAAUACAACGCCACAACAAAUGAAGGGCUCGGCAGUCUCAACGUCACGAACCUCACGCAGAAAGUCUACGCAAAUAAAUCGGCCAUGCCGCUCUGGGGGGUCGAGACUCCAAAUAUGACACUCAACGGCCUCGGCCCGUUCUGGGGACUGAUCUCCCCCGAUCAGCAGGACAGCGUGAACCUGUCGACCAUCCGCGCGGAGAAGUUGUAUAUCCCCGCCAGUAGUAAUACCGUCUGGGGCAGCGCGUUGUCUGAUCUCGGAGGCACCGACUUCAACCCCGGCACCAACGGACCCCCACAGAUUUGGAAUACCAUAUACUCGACACUGAGCGGCGGGUUCGAUUACACGGGCUCGAGUAAUCUUGCGCUCCUGCAGAAGUGGCAGAAGAUGUGGACCAAUACGACCGGUGCGGCGCAGAUCAUCAAUCUGAUCUUCACGGAUUAUGCGGCGAAUUAUUUUGUGGGGACGAGGAGUCAACUCACGCCUAGGGAUUAUCUGCCUCCGAAUCUGAUGCAGAACGGGAAUGGCAAAGUUAAGCGGGACAGGGACACAGUCUCGAGCGAAGCAGGCCAGGUGCCCGUUCAAGUCUACCAGCGGCGUAUACGGUAUCAUUAUGUCUAUGGCAUACCGGCUGCGAUAACUCUGGUCCUCUUCGUGCUCGUUCUCGUGGCGGCGUGCUUGUCCAUGCUGCUGGGCCGUGGGAGCGUCGGCCGCAUUCGGCAUUAUGUGUACGGUCUCUCGGCGGGGAGGUUGCUCGGUGCAUUCCUGUACCCUGAAGAGGGGGAUCCACGCGCGGAUACGAAGGUCUGGAUUGAAAAAGUUGGUAUGCGGAGUGUGAGACUGCCGGAUCCGCAUGGCACCGGGGUGAUGAUGAGCGAGGUGCAGAAGCCCAAGCCAAUUGUGGAUAGUGGAGGUUAUGCUUUGAUCGAGCAGGACCAGAAGGUGUCGACGACUGUUGCUAUGACACCACGACUGUCGGAGGGAGAAGAGGCAGGUUCGGACAGGGCGAGGAUAGAUAGAGCCUAAUCGGCCAAGCUAUGAGUUCUGGUGUGCACACGAGAUAGUUGUCGGAGAGAGUGGAUGGUCACCUUCCGAGAUUCUCAAAAUGGCUGAGCGAGGGGAAGUACCCCAUCAGAGUCAAGACGCAUCCUACGGUGGCGGUGAUGCUCGUUGCGAUACGGAUGUUUCUGAUGCUGACCGUGCGUACACGAUCAAGCAUUCGUUCCGGCAAAGCCAUGCGUAGGAACCCGAUGGUGAGGUUCGACCAUCCCACCAGGGUGACGAGGACUCGCCAGUCUCGCCGCCAGAGGUUGUGGUGCUGGAGGAUGGUCAGGCCCGAUAUGAAAAGGAUGGAGCCGUUGAGGAAGAUGAGCGGCGGCGUGCUGGUGGUCCAUAUAUGCGCAUUUAGAGAUUCUGUAAGCGAGACGGCCAUAAGGCUGGGGCCGAUCAAGCGGGCGAAGCGGUGGGAGGGGGGAUAGUACGGCAUUGAUGGUGGUUCAGCUGGUUGAGCUCUCACUGCGAUCCG
This is a messenger RNA of Exophiala xenobiotica, 3100 nucleotides long. RefSeq lists its product as uncharacterized. The transcript has a single exon. The record is from RefSeq and is a predicted model, not a curated record. Lineage: Eukaryota; Fungi; Ascomycota; Eurotiomycetes; Chaetothyriales; Herpotrichiellaceae. Bases 40 to 2601 code for a protein of 853 amino acids.